This is a messenger RNA of Corylus avellana, 315 nucleotides long. RefSeq names its product Bifunctional inhibitor/lipid-transfer protein/seed storage 2S albumin superfamily protein. Lineage: Eukaryota; Viridiplantae; Streptophyta; Magnoliopsida; Fagales; Betulaceae. Gene Ontology annotation, molecular function: fatty acid binding. Gene Ontology annotation, biological process: systemic acquired resistance. The record is from RefSeq and is a predicted model, not a curated record.
AUGAAGCUUUUUGGUACUAGGGCUUUGCCACUGUUGGUUUUUAUGUUGUUCAUGACAGGUUUGGUGGAGCAAGGCAAGGGCACCACUUGUCCAAGCACCUUCUUCUCAGCACUUGUUCAGCUGAUACCUUGCAGGGCAGCAGUUGCUCCUUUUAGCCCCCUCCCUCCAAGUGAGGCCUGCUGCAAUGCCCUCAGGACUCUAGGCCAGCCUUGUCUGUGUGUGCUUGUGAAUGGACCUCCCAUAUCUGGUGUCGACCGGAACAUGGCUUUGCAACUCCCCGAGAAGUGCACCGCCAACUUUGAACCAUGUAAGUGA